AUGCAACUUUGUGAGUCAUUUUGGAAGGAAGUUGAUUACGUGAAGCACGUGUGGAAGAACAGGCAGGAACUGAAGGUUGAGGAUGCUGACAUUGCUGCUUUGUUUGGGCUGGAGUGCUUUGCAUGGUAUUGUGUUGGUGAGAUUGUGGGAAGGGGAUUCACAUUCACUGGUUACUAUCCCUGA
This is a messenger RNA of Ilex paraguariensis (yerba mate), 183 nucleotides long. The record is from the annotation of a GenBank genome assembly. Lineage: Eukaryota; Viridiplantae; Streptophyta; Magnoliopsida; Aquifoliales; Aquifoliaceae.